Molecule: messenger RNA, 495 nt
Organism: Vollenhovia emeryi
Lineage: Eukaryota; Metazoa; Arthropoda; Insecta; Hymenoptera; Formicidae
Exons: 2
Coding region: 1-495 (164 amino acids)
Source: RefSeq, a predicted model, not a curated record
AUGUCGCUAACGUUUACACUCACCGGCAAGAGUAGCAUCCUCUCGGUAAGCUACUCUCCAGCUGUUGAUUUGAACGAUGGUGAUUACGAACUCGGUCUGACAGAUUUUGAAACGUAUUACACGGUCCCAAAUGUAAAUUCAUCGAACAAUAAAUUCUACUAUGACGACAAGAAGAUUGUCAUUCCCGAAGGAUCGUACGAAUUGCGCGACAUUGGCACGUAUCUCAAACGCACGCUUUUACAUUCUCGUUCCAAAAAUGUGAGGAAAAAAGACAUCGGGGAAGAUGACGAUGACGAGUACCCAUUGACGAUUCGAGCUAACAACAAUACGAUGAAAAGCGAAAUCAAGUGUGCUCACAGGAUAAAUUUUACAAAACCUAACAAUAUUGGAUCGUUGUUGGGAUUUUCAACGAAUCGUAUUCUAGAGCCGCGACAGUGGCAUGAAUCGGACGUAUCAAUAAAUAUUAUUAACGUAAACAUUAUUCGCAUAGAGUGA